UGCAUUUAGCUUAAAAAUAAUUUUGUUUAUUCAUUCAAGUAAUUAUGUAACUACAUGAAUUAUGUGAAAUAUAGGAUUAUUUAAAAUAAAAUGUGUAAAAGAAUAGACCUUGCCGACACCUACAGCAAAUAUAUAUCAUUGUCGACUAUUUAUGUGGAUACCAAGUGGCCUAUGAUGUAAGGUAAAGAGUGGCCAAUAAAUUAAGAGCUACAUUAUUUCCCUUUCAAACAACAUUAAUAAUAAUACACGUUCCUUGUCUUUUCUGUUUAUUACUUGUUUUUUAAUAUCCAAAUUCAGAAAUUUAAUCCAUUCAUUCAUCCACAACAAGUACUUGUUUAUCAAGAUUAAUUUGGAACUUUCCACUUUUGAUAUGGAAGCAAUUUAGCUACAAUACCAUAGCUAACUAGCUAGUAUCUAUUUACAUUAGAGAGUGAAAUUGAAAUGGGUAUUUUAAGUACUAUUACUGGUUUUUUGGGAUUAGGAAUUGGAACUUCACUUGGACUAGUCAUUGGAUACUAUUUGUUUAUCUACUUCCAAUCAACAGAUGUCAAGGAUCCGACGAUUCGUCCUUUGGUUGAGCUAGAUGCAAAAACUCUGCAACAGUUACUUCCAGAGUUACCCUUUUGGAUAAAAAAUCCAGACUAUGAUCGUCUUGACUGGCUUAAUAAAUUUGUUGAGUCUAUGUGGCCUUAUUUGAACAAGGCAAUAUGCAAGACUGCAAGAACUAUAGCAAAGCCAAUUAUUGCUGAACAAAUUCCAAAGUACAAAAUUGAUUCAGUUGAGUUUGAUGAACUUAACUUGGGUUCUCUACCACCAACUUUUCAAGGAAUGAAAGUGUAUAGCACUGAUGAAAAGGAAUUGAUUAUGGAACUAUCAGUGAAAUGGGCUGGUAAUCCUAACAUUAUAAUUGCCGUUAAAGCAUUUGGAUUGCGCGCCACGGUUCAGGUUGUUGAUUUGCAAGUAUUCGCUUCUCCACGCAUAACGUUGAAGCCUUUGGUUCCAAGUUUUCCAUGUUUCGCCAAUAUUUACGUGUCUCUCAUGGAGAAGCCACAUGUCGAUUUUGGACUAAAACUGCUUGGAGCUGAUGCAAUGGCUAUUCCCGGUCUUUACAGGAUUGUCCAGGAAAUUAUAAAAGAACAAGUUGCAAAAAUGUAUUUGUGGCCUAAGGCCUUAGAAGUGCAAAUAAUGGAUCCAUCAAAGGCCAUGAAAACGCCGGUUGGAAUUCUUCAUGUGAAGGUUCUGAGAGCAUUGAAGCUUAAAAAGAAAGAUAUAAUGGGAGGAGCAGACCCUUAUGUGAAACUUAAACUCAAAGAUGAUAAACUUGCUUCAAAGAAAACAACUGUGAAAUACAAGAACUUGAAUCCAGAAUGGAAUGAAGAAUUUAAUGUGGUCAUUAAAGAUCCAGAAUCUCAAGCCUUAGUGCUUAAUGUUUAUGACUGGGAGCAGAUUGGAAGGCAUGAGAAGAUGGGUAUGAAUGCAAUUCCAUUGAAAGAGCUUACACCAAAUGAACCAAAAGAACUUACUCUUAAGUUACUUAAGACACUUGAACCUGAUAAUCCUGAGAAUGAGAAGCCGCGUGGAGAACUCGUUGUGGAAGUUAUGUACAAACCUUUUACGGAAGAUGAGUUACCUAAGAAUCCUGCAGAAGACAACAAUGGAAUAGAAAAGGCUCCUGAAGGAACACCUGCUACUGGUGGUUUGCUUGUGAUUAUCAUCCAUGAAGCUGAAGAGGUUGAAGGAAAACACCACACGAAUCCGUAUGCGCGGCUCAUAUUUAAAGGAGAGGAAAAGAAAACCAAGCAUGUAAGGAAAAAUAGAGAUCCAAGAUGGGGUGAAACGUUUCAAUUUACUCUAGAUGAACCUCCCACUAAGGAAAGGCUUUAUGUUGAAGUCCAAAGUGCCUCCUCAAAGUUAGGCCUAUUGCAUCCUAAGGAAAAUCUUGGAUAUGUGGAGAUAAAUUUAUCUGAUGUUGUUAGCAACAAAAGAAUCAAUGAGAAAUAUCAUCUUAUUGACUCUAAAAAUGGAAAGAUUCAAAUUGAGCUUCAAUGGAGAACUCCCUAAUGAAUGAAUAUUGGUUUGUAGUAAUUUAUGGUACCAUUGUAAGUUUGUAAUGCAAGUUUGGUACAUUUUGUUAUUAUAUAGUUAGAUUUCAUUCAAUUGCAAACCACUCGUCAAAAAAGAUAAAUUCAAAUUCUUUUUGUUUGUAAGAUAAAUUCAAAUUCUAUCGUUUGUUCUUAACACUCGCAAGAAUAAUAUGCGUUGUUUUUUUUUGUGUGUAUACGAGAUUAUAUAUUAGCAAUGGCAAUGUGACUGUGUUGUGUUA
Molecule: messenger RNA, 2323 nt
Organism: Trifolium pratense (red clover)
Lineage: Eukaryota; Viridiplantae; Streptophyta; Magnoliopsida; Fabales; Fabaceae
Product: synaptotagmin-2-like
Exons: 12
Coding region: 442-2061 (539 amino acids)
Cellular component (GO): endoplasmic reticulum
Molecular function (GO): lipid binding
Source: RefSeq, a predicted model, not a curated record